CUUCAGCCGUGUGGGUUGCUUUAUGCUAACAGGGGUUCUUUCUUUAAUAUUUCAGCAUCUCAGUUUUGUUGCAUUAGAAGUGAGAUGACAUCAAAAGGAAGGUAUUGUUUCACACUGCUGUUCAUUACAAGUCUGCUGUUCAACAAAUGUAAGACGAGUUCACUUAUAAAAAAGCUGAAAGAUCCGGAGACUUGGUUUGAUCUCUUUUUGCAUCUUUGGGGAUGGCUUGAAACAUGCUUCAUGAAGGGUGAAUUUAUGAGAAAGGUUUUCUUUCAUUGUAUAGAAAAGAAGAUGAACAUCACGACAUCAACAAGUGGAUGAAGAAGUUUCACUUCAUCAUCUAAGUGAAAAAUCAAUCAGUUAAAAAUGACUUUCUAUGUAGACCAUUGUAAACAGACUGGUAUCUUUCGUGACACCCAUUUUAUGUACAGCUUUACAACUAUACCAUCAUAAGAAAUGACUUCAAACCAUUCAUUAUCUAACUACUUACGAAACACCAGUAUAACGAAGUGCAAUGUGCACAAUAUAAUAG
This is a messenger RNA of Heterobilharzia americana, 532 nucleotides long. NCBI's taxonomy places the organism in Eukaryota, Metazoa, Platyhelminthes, Trematoda, Strigeidida, Schistosomatidae. The record is from the annotation of a GenBank genome assembly.